CCGCCGCCGUCCUUCGCGCGUGGCCUUUUCUUACCUUCUCCCCUUCUCACCUUUCCACCUCGUUCUUGUUCUGCUGACCAGGUGCGAGCACAGCCGGUCAAAAAUGCCUGAACAAAGACAACGUAGGGAGGAGGAGGGGCUAGGCUCCGGCCUCAGAGGCGUCCUUCAGGGCCUGGCUGUCUUUAUGUUCGCCAAGUUCAUCAUGGGCCAGUUCAUGGGCGGCAAUCAGGAAACCACUGUCUCUGGCGCAAAGUCAAAUGACGUGCCCAGUUUUGCUGCUCGUCCGCCUCGCAGCCAGAUCCCCAACUACAGCCACAUCCCUGACCUCGUCUCGCCAAUCUGGCCUACCGAUAGUUCUCUCGAUAUGAAUAUCUAUGUCUCUCCUUCCAUCGCUGUGCCAAACCUCAAGACUCUCCCGUCUGGCUCACUUGUCUUGGAAGAGAGGAAUUUCACUCUCGGUAAUUACAGCGACACCAGGGAAAUUGAUACCACCAUUAAGGUUCCGAAGGAAGUUCAGCGCAACGGUACACUCUGGGCACACUUCUUUGUUGGGCUGAGUGGACAUCAACUUGAUCCUGCAGCAAAGGACUAUAGCACGGAUAGCGCAGUUCACUUCUAUCGCCCGUUGAACCAGUACCUCCCUAAGAAGAAGGUCAAGAAGCUCAAGAGCCUGCUUGCCUCUAACGACCAAGCUGCAGAGGAAGAGGUCGAUGACACCCCAAAUGUGUCAAUCGCGUCGUUCUAUCAUCCCAACUUCACAGUUUCUUUCAUUCCUGACUCCGGGGCUCAGAAGUAUCGUCAAGUUCAUCCUGCCAUCAGACACCACAUGCAGCUGGAAUCCAGCGGUGCGAGGGAUGCCACCGGACAGAACGGGUGGUACUACCCAAUUGUUUUCCUCAACACAUUCUGGCAGCUCAAGACCCAUAUGAUGGAGCUUAACUCGACUGUUGACACUGUCCCUUUGCGCAUCACCCUCAACAAUCUGCAAAAUUGGAAAUUCAACAUGAUGGCCAGUCUUGAUGCCAACGCUAAGGAGACCGCCCGGCAGGCUGCCUUUGGAAACGCUGCUCCAGGCGGCAGCGAUGGCUCCGAGUUCGAAAUGAUCAAGGAAGUACUAUUGGACACGAACAUCUGGCUUCUGGGAACCACUGGUGUGGUCACCAUUCUCCACAUGGUUUUCGAAACUCUCGCGUUUAAGAACGACAUUUCUCACUGGCGUAAGAAGAAGGAUGUCGUUGGCACUUCCGUCCGCACUAUCCUGGCCAAUGUGUUCAUGCAAGCUGUUAUCUUCCUCUAUUUGAUGGAUAACAGCGAGAAUACGUCCUGGAUGAUUCUUGCCAGUCAAGGCUUCGGUAUAUUGCUUGAGGCGUGGAAAAUUACGAAAACUGUAGACGUGCGCCUGCGCCCGCCGCCAGCUGGAUCGUUCUUUUCCUUCCUACCUUACGUGGUGGUCUUCGAGGACAAACAUAAGCUCAGCGAGACCGAGCAGAAGACGAAGGAAUAUGACGAAAUCGCGUUCCGUUACCUCUACAUCAUCGCCGUGCCUCUUCUCGCAGCAUACGCAGCCUACAGCCUGAUUUACAACACUCACAAGUCAUGGUAUUCCUAUGUCAUUGAGACCCUCGUCGGAAGCGUCUACGCCUACGGCUUCCUGAUGAUGGUUCCUAGUCUGUAUAUCAACUACAGACUGAAGUCUGUCGCUCACAUGCCCGGCAAGGCGCUGAUGUACAAGUUUCUCAAUACUUUCAUCGACGACCUUUUCGCAUUCACUGUCAAGAUGCCAUGGCUUCAUAGACUCGCCACGCUUAGAGAUGAUGUGAUUUUCUUUGUCUGGCUUUACCAGGGCUGGAAGUACAAGGUCGACUACACCCGUGUCAACGAGUUCGGCCAGGGAGGAGACAGUGAGGAUGAAGACGAAGCUGCCCCGGCUGAGAAGCCCAAGGUUGAAGCGUCAGCUACCGCAUCUGGCCACCAGAAGUCUAAGGAGGCGGCAAAGAGAAGAAAGUAGGGCGAUGCUUGUCAUGAGUCUUCGAGUGUUCUAAUGAAGGAAACAUGCUUGGGAGCAUCGUGAUUGCACGGCAGAGGAGUCUAUCUUAGUCAACAUAUCCUCAUGGAUCUUUAAACCAUCAAUCACCCCAUACAAUGGCACGUGGCGUCUUCUGAAUAUAGAAAUGUAUGAGCCGACGCGGUCCGUAACGUUUCGAUUUGCAUUGUACCCGGAGAGUGAGCUCGGCGACCUAUAUAGAAAAUGGUAUAUACUUCUCAUGAAUCAACAUUCUGC
Messenger RNA from Aspergillus aculeatus ATCC 16872, 2281 nucleotides. RefSeq names its product CLPTM1 family protein. The record is from RefSeq and is a predicted model, not a curated record. Bases 104 to 2008 code for a protein of 634 amino acids. Lineage: Eukaryota; Fungi; Ascomycota; Eurotiomycetes; Eurotiales; Aspergillaceae. Gene Ontology annotation, cellular component: endomembrane system; membrane. The transcript is spliced from 4 exons.